Mytilinidion resinicola is the source of this 1248-nucleotide messenger RNA. RefSeq lists its product as uncharacterized. The coding region runs from base 1 to 1248 and encodes 415 amino acids. The transcript is spliced from 3 exons. The record is from RefSeq and is a predicted model, not a curated record. NCBI's taxonomy places the organism in Eukaryota, Fungi, Ascomycota, Dothideomycetes, Mytilinidiales, Mytilinidiaceae.
AUGCAGCUGCAAGCCCCGAGCGGCCUAAUGGGCUUGCCAAACGAGUUGAAGUCGUCAAUAACCUCAUUUCUUUCUGACUCGGAUCUGGCCAUCCUGUGUCAUCUCAUGUUCGGAAGCUACAUCCAUCUGAUUCUUGAUUCAUCCCGCAACCAGGCCACAAUAGCAGUCCUAAAUUCUCUCACACCGAAAAGGCUCGUUGAAUUCCGUCUCUCAGGGUUCCUCGAUGUCAACUGCUUUGGAGAACUCGUUAUUAAGCAGAACUGCCUCGAGCAUUUAUCAUUCCGGCACUGUUGGCACUACUUUUCUCCUACUUUUGCCGAGACCCCGACUUUUCCCUCGCUCAAAACGCUAUCCCUAUACAACGUUCAUCUCACAGACGCUGUCCCUCCCGAAGGAGAAAACAGCAUAGGAUUGAUUGUUCAAAACGCUCCGAAAUUAGCUUGUCUGCAAUACACUUGCCCACGUGCACAAAGGCGACAAAAUCUUCUAGAGGGUGUCUUACGAUACAGAAAUAAAGGCUCCAUUCACUCUCAGUUGAGACUCCAGUCACUCAUGCUGCACGGCCAGGAUCUGUCUCUCGAAACACUACUAGUAGCUAUCAUUUCAGGAGUUGAUUUUAGCUGGAUCAGGACGCUCUAUCUACGACGCUGUCCAUUUGCUUCCAAAUUCUUAGCAACUGUAUCACGAGAAAACAAUCUGCUUCUCAAAACGUUCGUCUUUGUACAGCACGUGGACGAUACCUUGCCCCAUUCGACACUUCCAGCCUUCCUGAGAUCAUUUUCCGGCUUGGAACAUAUGUGCAUUGAUCUAAAUGAAAAUCAGCCGCUACCUGCAAUCGAGGAUUUCGAGAACCAUGCUGGCACUCUCGUCACGCUCAUAGUGGGCCAUAAUCGUAACUUUGUCAGCCCGGCAUAUUCUCUCCCAGAGAUCGCGCACUUGUGUGAGUCGCUACGCCAGCUGCAGCGACUGGCCGUCCACUGCCCAGUUCUGGAAUACCCAACGAACCUAAAUGGCGAUCUCAUCCCACAAGCUGGCAUGACGGAGUUUCUCAAAUCAGUGGCCACUCUUCCUUCUUUGAAGACUCUGAGGAUUACAAACCUGCUCAACAUAGGUCCAAAGGUUCGCUCCUUUGUCGAUGUUCCCGAUUUUGGAUUGUGCCUUGAUCAGUACGUCAACACCCUAGAGUCUCUAGCAACGCAAUGCUUCCGAUAUCUGGUUCAGAUUCAGAAGACUUCUAAAGUGGACUAA